AUGGAAGAAGCGAAGGUUUUGAACUCAAAGAAGGCAAAUGAAGAUCAUGCAGUUAGAUCAAGAGCUGAGGGAAGUUCUAGAAGGUAUGCUAUGCAGAGGAUAUCUUCUGAACAGAAGAAAGGCGAGGAUGAUGCCGAUAUGAAUCUUGCUCGCAAUAUAAUGCAGAACAAACAGUUUAAGGUUCACACUCAAGCAGAUGAUGAAUAUGAUUUUGAAGAUGGUCCAAGCAGAAAGAGUAGAAAGAAGCAAGGAGGCGAAGACCCCAAGAAUAUCCAAAAUAAGAUGAAUGCAAAUCGAUUCUUGACCCAGAAAGAACGAUGCCUCUUUUGUCUAGAGAAUCCGAAACGGCCUAUGCAUCUUGUUGUGUCCAUUGCAAAUUUCACAUAUCUUAUGUUGCCACAGUUGCAGCCAUUGGUGCAUGGUCAUUGUUGUAUUCUACCCAUUCACCAUGAAUCAGCUACAAGAACUGUGGAUGAUGAUGUGUGGGUAGAAAUCCGAAACUUCAAGAAAUGCCUUAUUAUGAUGUUUGCAAAGCAAGAUAAGAAAGUAGUGUUUCUUGAAACUGUGAUGGGAUUGGCACAGCAACGGCGCCAUUGUAUGAUUGAGUGCAUUCCUUUACCCAAAGAUAUUGCUAAAGACGCUCCUUUAUACUUUAAGAAGGCAAUUGAUGAAGCAGAAGAUGAGUGGAGCCAGCAUAAUGCUAAAAAACUCAUUGAUACCAGUCAAAAGGGUCUGCGAAACUCAAUCCCCAAGGAUUUCCCAUAUUUUCAUGUUGAAUUUGGCUUAAACAAGGGAUUUGUUCAUGUCAUUGACGACGAAAAGGACUUCAAAAGUAACCUCGGAUUGAAUGUUCUCAGGGGCAUGCUGCAUUUACCUGAGGAAGAUAUGUACAGACGACAAAGGUAUGCAGCAUUGGACGUACAGAAGCAAGCAGUGGCAAACUUUUCCAAAGAGUGGAAAGAGUUUGACUGGACAACGGAACUUCAUUGA
Molecule: messenger RNA, 990 nt
Organism: Vicia faba (fava bean)
Lineage: Eukaryota; Viridiplantae; Streptophyta; Magnoliopsida; Fabales; Fabaceae
Source: the annotation of a GenBank genome assembly